AAAAGAUGAUUCAUCGUAAGAUCACCCCUUCUUAGGCUUAUUCCACGCAACUAUCCUAGCUCCUCAGCUUGGUUCAAAAGCCUGGAAAGUCCUUCAGCACAUAAUAUGAACAAAUAUGAAGAUAAAGGGUCACCUUGUCUUAGUCCUCUACUAGGUUGUACAACCCCAACAAUUUCACCAUUUAUAUAAAACUUGUAAGUAGGUAUUGUGAUACAUUGCAUAAUCUAGCUAACGAAAGUGUCAUGGAAAAUCAUUUUCAAAAGUUAAAGAUUGAACAUAUAUCCAUCCCACUCUAUCGUAAGCUUUUGUCAUGUCUAAUUUUAAGGCUAUAACGUUUAUCAUUCCACAAUAAAUUCUUGAAGUGUUUCCAAGAAGCUACUUCUACCUCCUAACUUGUCCGAGUUAUCCAUAAUAUCAUCCAAUAAUGAUCCAAGAGGACCCAAUUAGUAGAUUUUAAAGUUACUUGUGUUAUAGGUUCACAUGAUAAUACUUGCGACGAGUCUUUACUACUAUAUAGUAAGAUUAGUAGUACAUACCUGCUCUUUGUCUUCUUGUUCAGUAGUUUCCAUUUUUAGGAGCUGUAUGUACCCUUUUGUACAAAAAGUUUACAAAUACCACACACAGUCAUUUUCAUUCUAUUCUCGUCUCAUAACCCACUGCUUCUCAUUCACUUCUUUGCAAAUACUUCAUGGGAAAUUGAUUAAACUUGGUUUCAACAAGAAUACCUUUUUGGGUAAUUGUUCUCUUGAUUUGUAUAGCAAGUUUGGUACAAAAAUUGAUGCUUUUAAAGUCUUUGAUGAAAUACCAUACAAGAAUGUUGUGUCCUGGAAUAUAUGGUUGAAGGUGCUAGUUCAGUCAGGUGAUGUGCAUUCUGCACGACAAUUGUUUGAUGAAAUGCCUGACAGAGAUGUUGUGAGUUGGAAUUCCAUGAUUUCGGGGUAUGGGUUGUUUGAGAAUGCUUUUGGUGUUUUCUUGGAAAUGCAAAAGUAUGGUAUUACGCCUAGUGGAUAUACUUACUCGAUAUUGGUUUCGUAUGUAGAGUUUGCUUUCCAUGGCAAGGAGAUACAUGGAAAUAUGCUAAGGAAUGGUGUGGAUUUGUCUAAUGUAGUGGUUGGGAAUUCACUGAUUGAUAUGUAUGGAAAGCUUGGCUUAGUAGACUAUGCUACUGCUGUGUUUUUAGCCAUGGAGACAGUGGAUGUUAUUUCAUGGAACUCAUUGAUUUCGGGCUGUUGUAAAUCAGGGUAUGAAGAUACAGCUCUGUCUUAUUUUUCUUUGAUGAGAGCUUGCAGAUAUUCACCGGAUGAGUUCACAAUGUCAUCAGUGCUUAUUGGCUGUUCUAACUUGCGCAGUUUGGAGAAGGGUAAGCAAAUAUUAUGUCUUUGCAUAAAGAUGGGAUUUUUGUGCAACACGAUUGUUUCAAGUGCGGCAAUUGACUUGUUUUCUAACUGCAACAGUAUUGAGGAUUCAGCUCGUAUAUUCAAGUAUUCAAAUAUUUGGGAUAUAGCUCUGUGCAAUUCAAUGAUUUCGAGCUAUGCACUGAACAAUUUCGAAGAAAACGCCUUGCGGCUAUUUUUCCUAACUUUGAGGAAAAAUAUUAGACCUACUGAGUUUACACUCAGCUGCAUUCUUAGCUGUACUACAACCUUCCCUGUGGAUCUGGGGAUUCAAGCUCAUUCAUUGGUCAUCAAGUUAGGCUUUGUAUCAGAUCCUGUUGUUUCCACUUCUCUUGUAGAUAUGUACUGUAAAUAUGGAUUGAUUGAUUCUGCCACAAAUACUUUCAAUGACCUACUAACAAGAGAUUUAAUAUCGUGGAACACCAUAAUCUUUGGGCUGGCGAUCAAUGGUGAACCUACCAAAUCACUCAGCCUUUAUUAUGAACUACUUGAACUAGGUGGUCGACCAGAUCGAAUAACAUUGACUGCGCUUCUGUUAGCUUGCAGUUAUGGUGGAUUUUUCGAUGAAGGUAUAUCUAUUUUUUCUUCAAUGGAAGAGGAAUAUGGAAUUGCACCUGGCAUUGAGCACUACACUUGUGUUGUGGGCAUGAUGACCAGGGCUGGUAAACUUAAAGAAGCCGGUGAUAUAUUACAAAAUAUGCCUCAUGAGCCCAACAGUGAAAUGUGGGAAUCAAUACUUCUUGCUUGUGAUAUUUAUGGGGACUUAAAAGCAACUGAAAAGGUUGCAGGGAAGAUAAUGGAGUUAGCACCAGAAUCAUCUCUGCCGUAUUUGGUGCUAGCGCAAGUAUACGAGUCCAGGGGAAGAUGGGAGAGCCUUGUUCGGGUCAGGAAGGAGAUGAAAGAGAGAAUAGAAAACAAAGUAGCUAGUUACAGUUGGAUUAGUGUACGCAGCAGUGUAAUCAUGUUCCAAGCAAACCAAAUUCUUAGUUGUGGUAGUAAGGACAUCGGCAUUUAUUCAACGUUGAGGCUAUUGACAGAGGAUACAUGGGAUAAAAGUUUAUGCCAAUCAGUUGCAACUGGGAGUAAUAGCUGCUAACAGACGAGUUUAGUGCACAGAUAGAAAAGCAAAAUUUAAAAUUGAUUAUACAAUGGGCAAAGCCCAACUUUGUUUUUGCUAUUGAUGUGGAUUUUCUUUAAGUGACUUUCAAGGUCUGAAUUUGCUUAUUGCAUCAAAAGGGAUAAAAGCUUUUCCAAAGUUCAAAAUUUCCGCAUGCAUAUGAUGGAGAACCAGUAAGGGUAAAAGGAUACUCACCUUGUUACAGGAUGCAGAAUUGGAGCAAUUCCAUAGAACUCAGAAUGUUGCAUCUAACAAAAACCUAUAGUUUGUAUUUUGGCCUUUAGAGAGGCAUUAACUUUAUCAAUAUGAGAUAAUUCUUUCAGCUUGAGUAGUAGUUUUAUACACCUUAAUCAAGCCACAAACAUCUCUAGGGAACAAUGAUUGUCCAGUAGCAGAUAUCACUCAUAUUACAUCUCCAUGUCUUGGAUGCCUCAUCAUAGAGUUUGAAGGCUGAGAGAUGCUGAGUGAGACGGGAAGAUUAAAAGGUACAGAAAAUUCCCCGUUCUUGGUUCUCCAUCUAUGAAUCCUGAGAAAAGAGGUGAGCCUUUGUCAAAACUUCAUUGUGCAAUAUUUUUCAGUUUAUGUUAUCUUAUCUUUUUAAUGAACGAGAAUUAUUUAGAUAAGUUGAAUAAAAGAUAGUAUAGUAUAUAA
This is a messenger RNA of Solanum pennellii, 3162 nucleotides long. Its product is annotated as pentatricopeptide repeat-containing protein At1g43980, mitochondrial. The record is from RefSeq and is a predicted model, not a curated record. NCBI's taxonomy places the organism in Eukaryota, Viridiplantae, Streptophyta, Magnoliopsida, Solanales, Solanaceae. Gene Ontology annotation, biological process: RNA modification. Gene Ontology annotation, molecular function: RNA binding; protein binding.